This is a messenger RNA of Perognathus longimembris pacificus (Pacific pocket mouse), 1145 nucleotides long. RefSeq names its product TATA-box binding protein like 2 (gene Tbpl2). Lineage: Eukaryota; Metazoa; Chordata; Mammalia; Rodentia; Heteromyidae. Gene Ontology annotation, molecular function: RNA polymerase II general transcription initiation factor activity; DNA binding. Gene Ontology annotation, biological process: DNA-templated transcription initiation. The coding region runs from base 1 to 1011 and encodes 336 amino acids. The record is from RefSeq and is a predicted model, not a curated record. The transcript has 7 exons.
AUGGAGGAGGAGACGUACCUCGAGUUCUACCUGGACCCCUGUGCCGCCCAGGAUGACCUUGCCCCGCCCGUAUCUCCUCUAUUCAACUCAGCCAUACCUUAUGACGUGUAUGGAGUCGAUCCACCCAAUCCAGGACAUGAAUUUAAUUCACAUCUUAGAGAAAACAAAGAACCAUCUGGUGAUUUCUCAUCUGUGGAUCUUAGCUUCCUACCAGAUGAAUUCACCCAAGAAAAUAAAGACCAGACUAUCAUUAAAAACAAACGUGAAGUUGAAGAAAAUUGCAAAACUCCAAGUCCACAAAAUGGGUUGCCAUUACCCAGUGACGAGGGUGCUGGGCCAGGCUUAAGUAGCAGUAGUCCACCAAGUGAUGCUGACCAGCUCCAACCCUCUCCUGAGAAACGAAACUCGGAUGCCUCCCCUCUGGCCUCCAUAGCUCCCAUGGAACCAAUGAACCCUGUUUCAGAAAGUUCUGGAAUUGUACCUCAACUACAGAACAUAGUUUCCACUGUAAAUCUGGCUUGUAAACUGGAUCUGAAGAAAAUAGCUUUGCAUGCCAAAAAUGCAGAAUAUAACCCAAAGAGGUUUGCUGCUGUCAUAAUGAGGAUCCGAGAACCCAGGACAACAGCCCUUGUAUUUAGUUCUGGGAAAAUGGUCUGCACUGGAGCCAGAAGUGAAGAGCAGUCUCGACUUGCCGCAAGAAAGUAUGCUCGUGUGGUACAGAAGCUUGGGUUCCCUGCCAGGUUCCUGGACUUCAAAAUUCAGAACAUGGUUGGAAGCUGUGACGUGAGAUUUCCCAUCAGGCUGGAGGGUUUAGUUCUGACCCAUCGGCAGUUCAGCAGUUAUGAACCUGAACUGUUUCCUGGCCUUAUUUAUAGAAUGGUAAAGCCACGAAUUGUGUUGCUUAUCUUUGUAUCUGGGAAAGUUGUGUUGACAGGUGCCAAAGAACGUUCUGAGAUCUAUGAAGCAUUUGAAAACAUCUACCCUAUUCUAAAAGGCUUUAAAAAGGCCUGAGCAAGCCAGGCACUAGCGGCUCACGCCUCUAAUCCUAACUACUCAGGUCUGAGGAUUGCAGUUCAAAGCCAGCCAGGAGAAGGAAGUCUGUGAGACUCUUAUCUACAAUUAGCCGCCAGAAAACAGAAAGUGGA